Messenger RNA from Naegleria gruberi, 1377 nucleotides. RefSeq lists its product as uncharacterized. Gene Ontology annotation, biological process: dephosphorylation. The transcript has a single exon. The record is from RefSeq and is a predicted model, not a curated record. NCBI's taxonomy places the organism in Eukaryota, Heterolobosea, Eutetramitea, Acrasida, Naegleriidae. The coding region runs from base 1 to 1377 and encodes 458 amino acids. Gene Ontology annotation, molecular function: phosphatase activity.
AUGGGUGAGGUUAGUGCAACACUUGAGGUUACGAGGGCUGAGAAACAAGCAGUUACAUCUAAGGGAAUUUUGCAAAUUCAAGCAAUUUCUAGACACUGUGAUAGAUUGCCAGUUUCAGAGUUGAAUAUUCCUAAUGAUCCGAUUGAUUUUGAAAAGAUUUCCAAGUUGAAAUUGGGUGAGUUAACUGGUUUGGGACAAUAUCAAUGCAAUCAAAUGGGUAAUAACCUGUACAAUAGAUACAUCAGUGAACAAUCAUUGAAUAGAGUUAGAGGUAUUUCAACACAAUAUGUAUCAAGUGAUUAUUCAUUUAGAUCAACAGAUUUAGAUAGAACAUUGAUGAGCAUGUGGUCUGUUUCAAUGGGUUUAUUCAAGCAAGGAACUGGAAAUACACCAAUUGUUAAUUUUAUGAAUGUAAAUGAUUUGGAAGGUAAUUCAAUGUUUUCACUUCCAAAUGGUACUCAAGCAGUUCCUGUUCACACAGUUCCACAAGAGUCGGAUUCAGUCUUGAUUGGAUAUCAAUUUUGUAACAGCGUAAUGAAAAGAAUGCAUGCGGUGAAUACUCAAUCAGCUAUUGAAUAUUUCAAUAAGAAUCGUCAAUUAAUUAAUGAAUUGUUCAAGGUUACUGGAUGGGAUGCCUCUAAGGGUGAUUUAUCUUUGGCAACACUUGUUGAUGUUUUAACAGUUCAAAAAUCUCACAAUUUACUUUCUCUCCAAUGGGUUCAUGAACAUUGGGAUGAGAUUUGUGCAUUGAGAGAUGGAUAUUUGAAAUUAAUUUAUACCUAUCCAGUAUUUGGAAGAGAAGGAAGUAGUGAUCUUGUUACAUUGAUGAAUUACAAUGUUGCUCAGACCAAAGUCAAGUAUUAUCACUACUCGGCUCAUGACACUACUCUGCAAGCACUUGCUGCCAGUUUGAAAUUAACUGCUGAUUAUCCUUAUUUGGCCAAUCAACCAGGUUAUGGAUCAUUCAUGGUUAUGGAAUUACAUGAAAUGAGUGAUGGAUCUAAGGCUGUCAGAUUUGUUCAUGCCAAGCAAUUUAAUGAUACUUCAUUCACUCCUCUCACAAUGACCUCAUUGGGUUGCAAGAGUGAAUAUUGUCCAUUAGAACAAUUUUCUGAGCUAGUUAGUGAAUAUUCAAUGGUCCCUUCUGAUUCAACAUGGUGUAUGGAAUGUAAAAAUUCAAAUAGAGAUUUGUGUGCUAGCGAAUUUAUUCAAACCUACCAAGAAUCCAAUAAGGCAUUGAUGAUUACCACUCCAAUUCUUGCCUUUACUAAUCUUUGCACCAUUUUUAUCAUGAUUGCAGUAAUUGCUUGUUGCAUUAGAAAGAAUAGAAAACUAGCAAACCAACAACAAGAUGCCAUGUAUCAUGGAAUGAAAUAA